Messenger RNA from Nasonia vitripennis (jewel wasp), 1415 nucleotides. RefSeq lists its product as uncharacterized. The coding region runs from base 550 to 1038 and encodes 162 amino acids. The transcript is spliced from 3 exons. NCBI's taxonomy places the organism in Eukaryota, Metazoa, Arthropoda, Insecta, Hymenoptera, Pteromalidae. The record is from RefSeq and is a predicted model, not a curated record.
ACAGAUUAUAUACAACAGCUAAUACAUGCCAACAAAUACAGUCAUUAUCGGCAAUUAGUAUGUGUUAAUUUGUUUGUUUAUCGUUUAUAAAUUAAUUAUUGCUGUUAAGUGUGGGCAUUAUUUUCACGUUCGCGAGUCAUGGCAAGUUACGUAGUAGUUCACUCAGCCCAGUGGUACUCCGCUCAAUGAAGUGGCACGCAAUGCACGCCCCCCAUGCCCAGAGAAGAAGUGGUUGAGAACCAAUUCGCUCUAUUCUUGUCUGCUUGUUGCGCAGAGUGCGAAAUCAGACUUCUGCGCAUCUCCCUCCAAGCCUCGCGGAAGUCUGGCAACGCCGCUCGCUUACUCUCUCUCUCUCUCUCUCUCUCUCUCUCUCUCUCUCUCUCUCUCUCUCUCUUUCUCUCUGGGCUUCUUGUUUACAGUUUGGCUCGGCAGUUGCGUUGAGAGGUUAUGAAAGCCACGCUACAAGCCAUGUCUCCGCCAACUAAUACAAAUUAUCGUUAUAAAAAUGGGAGAUUUCUUUAAAAAACUACAUUCAGACGAUAUCAAGCAAUGUCAGGUGGUAGUAAGAAAGAAGUAGAGGUUUUGCCUAAGGUGACAAGAGAAGAUAACAGGAAGCGUAUAGUCGAUUUGGAUGUACUCGGAGAGAAUCUGAAAUGUAAAGAGUGCCAGUCUAUUUUAUUUUUAACAAAUACGAUUGAAGAAAAGUGUAUCGGUCUUUAUUCGAUUUUAACAAUCAAACGCGAUUCAUGUCAAGGAACAACAAAAGUGGAGAUGAGCAGCAAGGAUGAAAAUGGCAAAUCAGAAGUGACUGCAUCUAUUGUGUUAGGAGCUGUGCACGCAGGUGUUGGAAACACCAAUUUAAACAAACUUCUUGCUUGUGCAAAUUUACCAUCCAUCUCCAAUUAUUUAUACAAGCAGUACGAGAAAAUGAUAGGAACAGCAAUCGAAACUGAAGCUCGAACCAGCUGCUUACAAGCUGCGAUUGAAGAAAAACAACUAGUCAUAGAAAAUAUUGAGAAGCUACGUAAUCAGUUGUAAGGAUCAAUCAAUAAUCGUCAUAAGUAGAUUACAUUUAUAAUAAACAUGAAUAAUAUGUCAAUGUAACUAAUCGAUUUUGUAUUUUAUAAAACACAUGUUAGUUUUUUCCGAUGAGGCACUGUGUUUAUAAUAGAAUUUGUUGAACAUGUAUGAUUCUUAUAAGUUCAAUGUUAUUCAGCAUUUUUAUAAAUGUAAUAAUGAUAUUAACAUCGAAUGAAUUCCAAUAUUUUAUAAUUGUACAAAUGAAAGUUUAUAUACAAAGGUUUAGUUAGUAUACCUAUUGUAUACAUUUUAUAUUGCUUAUUCGAUUGAUUUAUUAUGAUUUUCGAUUUAUACAUAUACACUGUAUAUAAACUAAUCUAUAUAAAAGUUCUCUA